UUUUCAUAGCCACUAACGUCACUCUAUACAGAAAACCGAGAGCCCAGUACUCGCAAAAUAAUGUAAUCUCUUCAUUCAUAAACACACUCAUAGUCGUCUUGUUUUGUUGAACCAAAGUUAUAUUAAAAACCUCGUCUGUCUAGUUGUUGAGAGAUGCUCAGGCUACGGAGAUCUCUGUUUCUGCUCCUAACCGUCUGGUUCUUGUAUAGUUCCGGUUCGGUUCACGUGGUGGUUCGAGCCCAAAACCAAAACGGAGCCACUACUCAUCCCGACGAAGCGCGAGCUUUGAACUCAAUCUUCGCGACUUGGAAGAUCCAAGCGCCCAAGGAAUGGAACAUCAGCGGCGAACUUUGCUCCGGCGCCGCCAUCAACGAUGUCACCAUCGACGACAAGGACCACAACCCUCUAAUCAAAUGCGGCUGUACUUUCGUCAACUCCACAAUCUGCCGCAUCACCGCCCUAAAGGUUUAUGCGAGAGAUGUUGUAGGACCUAUACCUCAAGAGCUCUGGACUUUGAUAUUCCUCACCAAUCUGAACCUGGCUCAAAAUUUUCUGACAGGCUCACUGUCUCCUGCAAUUGGGAAUUUGACUCUAAUGCAGUGGAUGACUUUUGGGAUCAAUGCCUUGUCUGGCCCUGUUCCUAAGGAAAUUGGUCGCCUCACAGAUUUACGAUCACUUAGUAUUGGUUCAAAUAACUUUUCCGGUUCUAUACCUGCUGAGAUCGGGAAUUGUACAAAACUACAGCAAAUAUACAUAGGUAGUUCUGGACUCAAUGGGGAAAUACCUUUAUCCUUGGCUAAUCUUGUGGAGCUGACUGUCGCUUGGAUUAUGGAUCUUGAAGUUACAGGUCGAAUACCAGACUUUAUAGGAAAUUGGACCAAACUUACUACCUUGAGAAUUAUGGGAACUGGUUUGAGUGGUCCGAUACCGUCGUCAUUUUCCAACUUAACUUCUUUGAGCCAGCUGAGGCUUAGUGAUAUAUCUAAUGGAGGCUCUUCUCUUGAAUUCAUCAAAGACAUGAAAUCUCUAAGUAUAUUAGUAUUGAGGAACAACAAUCUCACUGGGACAAUACCGUCUAAUAUUGGAGACUACUCAAGUUUGCUACAAGUUGAUUUGAGCUUCAACAAACUACAUGGACCAAUUCCGGCUUCACUUUUCAACUUAAGUCAACUUACUCACUUGUUUCUGGGAAACAACACGUUGAAUGGCUCCUUGCCCACUCAAAAGAGGCAGUCUCUGAUCAAUAUAGAUGUGUCUUACAAUGAUUUGUCUGGAAGUCUUCCUUCAUGGAUCAGUUUACCAAACUUGAAACUCAAUCUAGUAGCUAACAAUUUCACAUUGGAAGGUCUUGACAACAGUGUUUUAUCAGGACUGAACUGCCUGCAGAAGAAUUUCGCCUGCAAUCGCGGCAAAGGAAUCUAUUAUAACUUUUCGAUUAAUUGCGGAGGCCCAGAGAUAAGGUCUGCUAGUGGAGCACUAUAUGAGAAAGAGGACAUGGAUCUUGGACCAGCUUCGUUUGUCGUGAGUGCUGCUCAGAGAUGGGCAGCCAGUAGUGUAGGAAAUUUUGCUGGAAGUAGCAGAAAUAAAUAUAGAGAGACUUCACAAUCACAAUUUAUCAACACUUUGGACUCGGAGCUUUUUCAGUCAGCAAGACUUUCUGCAUCUUCCCUAAGGUAUUAUGGGUUGGGGCUAGAAAAUGGAGGCUACACCGUUACACUUCAGUUUGCUGAAAUACAAAUUCAAGGUUCUAACUCUUGGAAAGGUAUUGGAAGACGACGUUUUGACAUUUAUGUCCAGGGAAGACUUGUUGAAAAGGAUUUUGAUAUACGCAGAACAGCUGGUGGUUCUUCGGUUCGAGCAGUUCAGAGAGAAUAUAAAACAAAUGUAUCAGAAAAUCAUCUCGAAGUCCAUCUUUUCUGGGCUGGAAAAGGAACAUGCUGUAUUCCUAUCCAAGGGGCUUAUGGGCCAUUAAUAUCGGCCGUCAGUGCAACACCAGAUUUCACACCAACUGUGGCUAAUAGGCCACCAUCAAAGGAAAAGAACAUGACUGGUACUAUCGUGGGUGUCAUUGUUGCCGUAGGACUCUUGAGCAUCUUAGCGGGUGUGGUUAUCUUCAUCAUCCUAAAAAGUAGAAAGCCAUACACAGAUGAUGAAGAGAUACUUAGUAUGGACAUAAAGCCUUACACCUUUACUUACUCGAUACUUAAAAGUGCAACACAAGAUUUCGAUCCCUCAAACAAGCUUGGAGAGGGAGCGUUUGGGGUUGUUUAUAAGGGAACCCUCAAUGAUGGAAGAGAGAUCGCAGUGAAGAAGCUGUCUUCGGUUGGAUCACGGCACGGGAAGGGACAAUUUGUUGCAGAAAUUGUAGCAAUUUCUUCAGUUCUGCAUCGUAACCUAGUAAAACUUUACGGGUGCUGCUUUGAAGGAGAUCAGCGUUUGCUCGUAUAUGAGUAUCUCUCUAAUGGAAGUCUCGAUGACGCAUUAUUUGGGGAUAAGAGUUUACAUCUUGAUUGGACAACCCGUUAUGAGAUAUGUUUGGGAGUAGCCAGAGGUCUAGCUUAUCUUCACGAGGAAGCAAGUGUUCGCAUAAUACACAGAGAUGUGAAGGCCAGCAACAUUUUACUGGACUCUGAACUGGUCCCAAAAGUUUCUGAUUUUGGGCUUGCAAAACUAUAUGAUGACAAGAAAACCCAUAUUAGUACCAGAGUGGCAGGGACGAUUGGGUAUCUUGCGCCAGAGUAUGCCAUGCGUGGACAUCUAACAGAGAAAACGGAUGUGUAUGCCUUUGGUGUUGUGGCUCUUGAGCUAGUGAGUGGAAGGAAAAACUCUGAUGAAAACCUGGAGGAGGGAAAAAAAUAUCUUCUUGAAUGGGCAUGGAAUCUACACGAGAAAAGCCGUGACGUUGAACUAAUUGAUGAUGAGCUAGGUGAAUACAACAUGGAAGAAGUGAAAUGCAUGAUUGGCGUUGCUCUGCUUUGCACUCAGUCGUCUCAUGCGUUGAGACCACCAAUGUCACGCGUGGUAGCCAUGUUGUCAGGAGAUGCUGAGGUCAAUGAUGCCACCUCGAAGCCAGGCCAUCUAAUCGACAGUAUAUAUGAUGACACCACAAGCUCCUCUUACAGUGGCUUUCAAACCAAAGACACAAGCUUCUCAACGAGCUUUGUGACGCCUGGGCCAAGAGACAGCGACAGUAAGCCAAUGCUUGGAUUCAAGAUCAAGGAGGGAAGAUGACAAAGACCCUUCUUUGUAACUAUGGUGGCUAUAUGGAAGAUUUUACUUUGAUUCAAUAAAAUAAUGGUUUAGUAGCUCUGAGUUCUGACUUCAUGAUGGGCCGGGCACUAUUUCAUGUCCUCAACCAAGUCAACGCAUGCAGUCUCUGAAGGUGACGGACCUUUACUAGCCACUUGUUCCUUGUUGUGUAUAAUCAUGUGUUGUAACGUUUGUCUUGGAACACCAAAGGAUUUAAUCAUUAAGAUCACUUUCAUGAGUUCC
This is a messenger RNA of Arabidopsis lyrata subsp. lyrata, 3492 nucleotides long. Its product is annotated as probable LRR receptor-like serine/threonine-protein kinase At1g56130. Lineage: Eukaryota; Viridiplantae; Streptophyta; Magnoliopsida; Brassicales; Brassicaceae. Gene Ontology annotation, biological process: protein phosphorylation. The transcript has 24 exons. Gene Ontology annotation, molecular function: protein binding; ATP binding; protein kinase activity. The coding region runs from base 154 to 3231 and encodes 1025 amino acids. The record is from RefSeq and is a predicted model, not a curated record.